This is a messenger RNA of Myotis daubentonii (Daubenton's bat), 252 nucleotides long. It is a transcript of the gene WFDC13, whose product is annotated as WAP four-disulfide core domain 13. NCBI's taxonomy places the organism in Eukaryota, Metazoa, Chordata, Mammalia, Chiroptera, Vespertilionidae. The transcript is spliced from 3 exons. Gene Ontology annotation, cellular component: extracellular region. The record is from RefSeq and is a predicted model, not a curated record. The coding region runs from base 1 to 252 and encodes 83 amino acids. Gene Ontology annotation, molecular function: peptidase inhibitor activity.
AUGAAGCCUGUGCUGCUCCUUCAGCUCCUGCUGGUGAUUCAUCUAGCACCACAGCUGGUGCCUGCGAGUCCCAAGCAACAAUUUAUGAAGUAUAUUUUGGAGCCUCCGCCGUGCAGAGUGGACGCUGGAAACUGUACUAAUUUCUGUUCAAUGCAGGAAGAUUGCCCACAUGGACUUCAGUGCUGCUCUGCCUUCUGCGGGACAUAUUCCUGGGUUUUGGAGAUCCUCCAGCCCAAGGGAAGCUUCGAUUAA